CGCCACCAAACGUUGGACCACAUCUGCGACAGAUAGAAGCAGAACAGCGAUCGCUCUUUACUACUCUUGGGACUCCUGCGCAGGCAGUGCAUUUUUCUGGUACAGUGGAUAAUACUAGUAGUGCCAACGACCACCAGGAUGGCAGAUUACGCGUUUCUACGCACAACCCGGACCAAGAUGCCCUACCUUCAUCACAAAGUAGUAACAGCAUGUUCGCUACCGAGUACGCCGACUUAGAUCGACUUAGUCGGCGCGCAGGUCAGCGACUGCCCCAUCUAGCAGCUGCUACAGUAAAGAGUAUCUUAGGGUUUUGGACGGAACUAAAUCGCAAAUUUCCUCUAGAAAAUUCCGUUUUACGGCUAGCGCUAUUGCAAUACGAGGAAAGCACUGGCGGUAUGCAGGGAGUGAGUAUUCCGAUGAUCGUACGAAAGAGGGACAAAAUGCUAGAUCUGGAUGUGAAAGGAAGCGACUUUACUACAUCAGGACCUAGCAGGAGCGCGGCCAACUCUCUGCUGGAUCCUGAUCCCUCACACUCCUUCCUUCUCAACCAGCUCCAAACUGGAUCUCAAUUCUUCCGACCAGAGGACAACGACGACGACAGGC
Messenger RNA from Amoebophrya sp. A25, 603 nucleotides. NCBI's taxonomy places the organism in Eukaryota, Dinophyceae, Syndiniales, Amoebophryaceae. The record is from the annotation of a GenBank genome assembly.